AUGUCACAACCUCAAGUGCAACCACUUGGUGUUGAGGGUUCCACCUUAACGAGUUCUCUAGUUACUUCAAUUCUAGGAGUAACAGUAGUACUUGUAUUAUACCACUACUGGUUCCAAAGCCUUCGGUAUGUCCGACUAACAAAGAAUAUUCCUGGUCCUAGGACAAUACCAAUUCUGGGUAACGCCUAUAUGGCAUUAGGACAAUCUCCAUCAGAUGUCUUCAAAUUAGCAUGUAGAAUAUACGAGGAAAUGAAAAGUGAUGUUAUCAAGGCAUAUUUGGGACCAAAACUUGUGAUUGCUAUUACAAGUGCAGAAGAUGCUGAGGUUAUCCUAGGAAGCAAUGUCCAUUUGGAGAAAUCACCAGAGUACGGUCUUUUCGAGCCAUGGUUAGGAGACGGACUCCUUAUCAGUAAAGGUGAGAAAUGGCGUUCGCACAGAAAAAUGAUUGCCCCCACAUUCCACACGUCUAUUCUCAAGUCUUUCAUGCCCGUGUUCAAUAAAAACGCCAAUCAGCUAGUAGAAGCUUUCAGGAAAGAAAAGGGGAAGGAGUUUGAUGUGCACGAUUACAUGAGUGGUGCCACUGUAGAUACCUUACUAGAAACCGCUAUGGGAGUCACCAAAACAAGUGAAGACAAUACUGGAUUCGAUUACGCAAUGGCAGUGAUGAGCAUGUGUAAUAUCCUUCAUCAGAGGCAUUACAAGAUUUGGCUGAGGUUUGAACCGUUAUUCAGGUUUACAAAGAUGAGUUUCCAACAGGGUUCCCUACUUAACACGAUUCAUACAUUGACCCGAAGGGUGAUCAAGCGUAAGAAGCAGAAUUAUUUCGAGAGAAAAUCAAAGGGUGAAUCGAAUCAAUAUCAAAACGUCGUUGAUUCAGGAAAAUUCGAUGAGAGACAUGGACUUUUUGAAGAAACUCAGAACAUCAUGACCAACUACCUCAGAGAUGAUCUUGAUGAAAAUGACGAAAAUGAUGUCGGAGAGAAGAAGAGGUUAGCUUUCUUAGAUUUCAUGAUUGAAGCCAGCCACUCUAAGGGCAUUCAGAUUAGUGACGAAGAAAUCAAACAGGAAGUGGAUACAAUUAUGUUCGAGGGUCAUGACACGACAGCAGCAGCAUCUAGCUUCAUUCUCUGCUUGCUUGGUAUCCACGAAGACAUCCAGAAGAGGGUAUUCGAAGAACUCAAAGAGAUCUUCCAAGACAACAUGGAGAGACCAAUCACCUUCAAUGAUACCCUGCAAAUGAAAUAUUUAGAGCGUGUGAUGAUGGAGAGUUUGAGAUUGUACCCACCAGUACCGAUGAUCGCCAGAAAGGUCAAUGAAGAUGUAAAAUUGGUUUCUGGAGAUUACACGAUACCAGCGGGAACAAGUGUGGUGGUGACCCAAUAUCUGAUCCACAGAAACCCCAAACAUUACGAUAAUCCACUGAAAUUCGAUCCUGAUAACUUCCUUCCGGAAAGGUGUCAACAGAGACCUUAUUACGCCUUCAUACCGUUCAGUGCUGGUCCUAGGAGUUGUGUAGGUCGCAAAUACGCCAUGUUGAAACUGAAGGUGUUAUUAGCUGGUGUGUUACGUAAAUUUGUGAUUCAUUCGAAGACCAAUGAAACCGAUUUCAAGUUACAAGGAGACAUCAUAUUGAAGAGAGAAGAAGGAUUCAAAAUCACAGUAUCGGAAAGAGCUUGA
This is a messenger RNA of Phaedon cochleariae (mustard beetle), 1677 nucleotides long. The record is from the annotation of a GenBank genome assembly. NCBI's taxonomy places the organism in Eukaryota, Metazoa, Arthropoda, Insecta, Coleoptera, Chrysomelidae.